UAUCUAGGGAUUUUACAAAGGACUAGUCCCGUUCCGGAUUCCGGUGAUUUCGGGGACGUGAAAAUCAGGAAAAGGAAACGAAACAGAAACGGCAUGUGCGAAGUCGAUGGCCAACCUCAAAUUAACGAGAGUUAUUGUUUCAAGUGGGCCGACUAUCAGAACCACUUGUCAGGAGUGGUUCGUCAACUUUUGGAGGAAGACUGUAUGGUGGAUGUCACUCUCUCCGCUGAUGGAGAACGCAUUCAUGCACACCGAAUAGUUCUGUGCGCUUGCAGCACUUUAUUUCAAGAAGUUUUAAGCCAGGCAACUGAAGACCAUCCGACAAUAAUUAUAAGCGACAUAUCAGCUAGAGAUAUAAGGUCGAUAGUUGAAUUUACUUACCAUGGUGAGGUUCGCAUUCCUGUAGAGAACAUUGGGAAUUUGUUGGAUGCUGCACAUUCAUUAAAGAUAUGUGGAUUGAUGGAAAUCGAUGGCUUGGAUGAAAAUGAGACAAUUGGAAGUGGGAAAGACAUUAACGAAAAUAACACGGAUAAUACAGAGCCUUUAGUACAAUUAAAUGAAUCGGAGAAUAAAGUACUUGAUUCUUUGGAAAGUGAAUAUGAGACGAGUCAAGGACAGUUGGAACAAACAAUUCCUAAUGACAUAGUAGUUAGUAAGAGAAGAAGAAGGAAAAGAGAUUCGGUUAAACGAGAGUAUAACGAAGACAUGUUAGCAGCUGCUAUUAAUGAUCUUCGUUCUGGUCAAACAUUGAUAGAAGCUUCAACUAAACACAAUAUUCCACGCUCUACUCUCUAUAUGCGUGCUAAGGCAUUGGGCAUUCAUUUAAAUGCAUCUAGAAAUGAGUAUCCUAUGGAAUGCAUGAAGGCAGCUAUAAAUGCUGUUAUUGGUGGUGCAAGUUUACAAAAUGCUUCAGAGAUGUUCAAUAUUCCUAAGACUGUACUAUGGAGGCGAAUACAAAAAGAAGGCUAUCAAAUUUUGCGUUCUGAAAUGAAAAGGUCUUAUGGCUCGGAUAAAAGAGAGGCUGCUGUUAAGGCUCUCGAAAGGGGAGAGAAUCUUACAAAAGUUGCUCUCAAAUUUCAGAUACCUAAGACAACUCUCUUUCGAGACAAGGCUAGGUUAGUGGACGAAGGUAAGUUACCUGUGUCAUUUUGGAAGAAAAGAAAGUCAGAGAACGAAGAGCUAAAACGAUUACGGUUGGAGGAGGCUGUAGCUGCUUGUAAAGAAGGGAAAAUGUCUCAAGCCGCGGCCUCCAUGACUUAUCGCAUUCCCAAAACCACGAUAUGGAGGCGGCUGCAACAAGAUAGCAAGAAACAUGUCCAUUCGUUGCAUGCAAAGAGGCAAAGAAAAUUAGCUGACUCUGCAAACAAUGUUAAAAUGAAAUCAGAGCCAGAAUCUGGUUAUUCCUAUUGUGAGGUUUCUUCAGAAAUACCUAUAACAUAUAUAGAUGAGAACAGCAUACCAGAAGAUUCUGUGAUAAUCUUGACAACGGAAGAUAUGGACGGAAUUAAUUUAGAAGGAAGACAGAUUAUCGUUAACUCGGAGCCCGGACAAGAUUAUGCACCUUGUACAUUAAAUAUCGAGGGUAGUUCCACCUAUCAACCGACUGAAAGUUAGCGCAGGUUUGCUACGCGUCGAAGCGGUUGGGAAAACAAAAUCUCGUUAGAUGUGUGUAUAUGACCAAAAGAAGUUACUGUACAUUUUUAUGUAACAUUUUGUAAGAAGAACGUAAUAGCGGAAAUAUUAAAUGCGUGAAAAGUUGCUAA
Molecule: messenger RNA, 1763 nt
Organism: Orussus abietinus
Lineage: Eukaryota; Metazoa; Arthropoda; Insecta; Hymenoptera; Orussidae
Exons: 7
Coding region: 94-1614 (506 amino acids)
Biological process (GO): regulation of transcription by RNA polymerase II
Cellular component (GO): nucleus
Molecular function (GO): DNA binding; protein binding
Source: RefSeq, a predicted model, not a curated record